Molecule: messenger RNA, 1588 nt
Organism: Polychytrium aggregatum
Lineage: Eukaryota; Fungi; Chytridiomycota; Chytridiomycetes; Polychytriales
Product: Metallo-dependent phosphatase-like protein
Exons: 7
Coding region: 141-1253 (370 amino acids)
Biological process (GO): peptidyl-serine dephosphorylation
Cellular component (GO): FAR/SIP/STRIPAK complex
Molecular function (GO): protein serine/threonine phosphatase activity
Source: RefSeq, a predicted model, not a curated record
GAUCCCGCUGCGCUCGCCAGCCAAUCGCGUGCGGGCUGGACUUGGUCCGCCAACCACCCCUUCGUCUGGCCGAGGCCGACACCGAUCCUCCUGCACCCCAUCCAAUCCAACAGGCCGCACGCACACCUCACCCAAACAGCAUGACCAAGGGCAUCGGCUGGGACUUGGACGCCUUCAUCAGCCAGCUCUACAACCAGAAGCUGCUGUCGGAGCACGCCGUCAAGCUCGUCUGCGAAAAGGCCAAGGAGGUGCUUAUCAAGGAGGGCAAUGUCCGAUACGUCUCGACACCGGUCACUCUCGUCGGCGACGUUCAUGGCCAAUUCCAUGAUGUCCUCGAGAUCUUCAAGAUCGGCGGCUACUGUCCCGAUACCAACUAUGUGUUCCUGGGUGACUAUGUUGACCGUGGCCACCAUUCGAUCGAGACCAUCACGCUCCUGACUUGUCUAAAGCUUCGAUAUCCCGAACGAGUCACCCUCGUCCGCGGCAACCACGAAAGCCGGACCGUUACCCAGCAAUACGGAUUCUAUGCCGAGUGCCAUCAAAAGUACGGCAACGCCAACGUGUGGACCUACUUUACCGAUCUCUUUGAUUACCUGGUCCUCUCCGUGGUCAUCGAUGAUGCGAUAUUCUGCGUUCACGGAGGGCUGAGUCCGUCGCUGCACUCGAUUGAUCAAAUCAAAGUGAUUGACCGAUUCCGAGAAAUCCCACACGAAGGGCCUAUGGCGGAUCUCGUUUGGUCGGAUCCGGCGCAGCCCAACGCCAUCCUGGCCGGUCCCCACACCCUUGAUGAGCGCGGGGAUUUUGCAGUCUCGCCGCGCGGAGCAGGCUACACCUUUGGCAAAGAAGUCACCCGGCGGUUCCUGCAAAUCAAUGGACUCGGGCACAUCUGCCGUGCACAUCAACUGUGCAUGGAGGGCUACCAGAUAUUGUUUGACGACAUGCUUUCGACCGUUUGGUCGGCGCCAAACUACUGCUACCGAUCCGGCAACAUGGCUUCGAUCCUCGAAAUCACUCCCGGGCUGGAGCGGUACUUCAAUGUCUUUGGGCCGUGUCCUGACCAGGAGCGCGAGGCUCGCGAGACGAUCACAGACGACGAUGACUCGGCGUGCAGCGACGAGCCGGGCGACGGCUUUCCUCAGCAGACACAGCCGCUCAAGCCCAAGAAGAAACGCGGUCUCAUCAAGCCGGCACCAAAGAAUGACGACGAUCCCUCUGUUGCCCAGAAUCCAAUCAUCACCCAAUAUUUCAUGUAAUCGACUCCAGCGGCCUGGAAGAUGAAGAGAAAGAGAGGCGAAGCCGGUGGCGCGCUCAUGGUCAUGACCAGGGUCAUGAGACGAUGGUUUUCAUAUGCCCACGGCCGCGCUGGAGCGGCAUGACCCGCGCGGUGCAUGCAAGCGCAUGUGGCUCCCAUGUCCGACAUGGCGCAACACCGGGGGCGAUACCGCUGCAAGCCAAGGCGGCAUGUCGGACAUGAUGCCAUGACAUACCGCGAUUGCAUUGUCGGCACGGGAAGGAUGAUGCGCGACAUCGGGGCGAGGGCCACCCGCCCACUCACGACGAGAAUAUAUCCAAGGGACUGAGUCUGGAC